GGGGGAGCGGCGGCGGCGGCGACGCAGAUGCUCGCCAAGUCCUGGCUGGCGCGCACACCCAACAAAGGCCCCAGCAGCGGUGGUGGCGGCGGCGCUAGCGCUGCUGGUGGUGCCGCUAGUGGUGGUGCUGCCACUGGCGCCGGCAACGGCUCCCUCCGCGCCACCUCCCGCACUCCCUCGCCUCCCUCCACCCCCACCGCCCACACCCGCUCAGCCUCAGGAGCCUUCUUCGCCGCCGGCAGCCCCGGCCCCGGCCCCGCACAACGCGUGUCUGGUUCCGGCUCCGGCUCCGCCUCCUCCCUAACAACGCCUGCAGCAACGGCAACGGCUGCAGCUGCUGCCGCCGCCGCCGCCGCAGCCGCUGCAGCCGGCUGCUGUUCUCCCGGUUCCUGUCUUGUGCCGCUGUACCUGACGGGAGUGCUGUUGUCGGACACCCGGGAGCUGUUUGUGGUGCAUGCGGGUGACGUGGAUGAGGGCAGGUUGCUGGAGGGGAUCUGGGACGGACCCAUGGGUCAGGAGCUGUGGCUACGGGAGGUGGUGGGGCUGGUGGGGUGAGAGGGGGAAAAUGAGGAACAUCCGGAUACCUCGCUGCGGGCGUGCGGGGGUGUAAGGCAGAACAGAUUUUGUUGAUACGUUUGUACGGACGUUGACAUCUAGAGUGGGAACAUGUUUGGAGAGAAUGGUUGUAGAACCGCAGUAGCAGGAGAGGUGGUCCCGUCCGAAAGAUAACG
This is a messenger RNA of Astrephomene gubernaculifera, 731 nucleotides long. NCBI's taxonomy places the organism in Eukaryota, Viridiplantae, Chlorophyta, Chlorophyceae, Chlamydomonadales, Astrephomenaceae. The record is from the annotation of a GenBank genome assembly.